Molecule: messenger RNA, 1080 nt
Organism: Electrophorus electricus (electric eel)
Lineage: Eukaryota; Metazoa; Chordata; Actinopteri; Gymnotiformes; Gymnotidae
Gene: plek2
Product: pleckstrin 2
Biological process (GO): actin cytoskeleton organization; intracellular signal transduction
Cellular component (GO): plasma membrane
Source: RefSeq, a predicted model, not a curated record
AUGGACGCGAAUAAGCUGAACAACUCCAUUCUUAAAGAGGGAUUUUUGGUGAAGAGGGGUCACGUAGUUCACAACUGGAAGGUCCGAUGGUUCGUCCUACAAGCAGAUAAGAUGCUUUAUUACCGAUUUGAAGGGGGGAAACGAGACUGUCAUCGCGGGACUAUACCUUUAACCGGCUGUGAGAUUACCUGUCCUUACCUGGAAUACGACACCAGACCGCUGGUCUUCAGACUGAAGACCAACACUUCAGAGGAGUACUUCCUGGAGGCGUGUUCAAGGGAAGAGCGUGACGACUGGGCUGCAGAGAUUGGUGCAGCACUACAGAAGCUCCCUAGCGGCUCCAAGACUCUUCCUGUGCCCUCGUGCAAAGGCUCAAAAUCACUGCAGCUUCAUGACAUCAACCUUAGUCAGGUGAUAGACUCCAUGCAUGACGUCCACAGUGGUAUUAAACUGAGCAGUCAUGUAGAACAGUGUAGCACCUACAUCAACUGCUUUUCAGGGUCGACGGUGGUGGACUGGUUGGUGUUCAUGCAGCUGGCUCUAACGCGGGUGGAGGCUGUGACGCUGGCCUCCACCCUGCUGGACGAGGGCUGCCUGAGGGCCAUCGGGGUCAGGAGUGUGGACGCUGGGCGUAAUGCCACCCUGAGCGAGCAGUUCCUCGACGAUUCCACUGCACUUUACAGCUUUGCUGAGGGCUUUAAGAAACGGGGGAGUGUGAGGUCGGAGAAGUCUACGUCUGCUGUGGAACUGAGUGGAAAGGUGCAGAAGCGAGGCUACCUGCUCAAACAGGGACACAAGGUUAAGAACUGGAAGGUGCGUCUGUUCGUGCUGAGGGAAGAGCCUGGCUUUUUGCACUACUAUGACCCUAGCAAGGAUGACCUCACUCCGGCAGGCGGGUUCUCUUUACGUGGCUGUCUGGUUUCUUCCCUGGAUGAUAAUGGUGUUCCGUCAGGUGUGAAGGGUAACGUCCAGGGGAACCUGUUUAAGAUCAUCACACAGAAAGAUAAACGUUACUUCAUUCAGGCCCCCACAAGACGGGAGAAGAUGGACUGGAUCGAAGCCAUUAAAAGGCAGACCUAA